AAAUCGAGUGAUUCCGAUUCCUGCGAGUAGCAGGAGUGCGCAUGUCUACCCAAGGUCGCAGGAUUCACUGAUUCAUUCACGGAAAAGUUCGCGUAACUUGGAAACAAUUGCCAGGAAGUUAUCGAAGUUCACGCUCCUAAAUGUCUUCAGCCGGUUCCGCAUCCAGGACGGUCCUUGCCCGAAAACCGGCACUAAUAGUAUUUGAUUUAGAUUAUACGCUAUGGCCUUUUUGGGUAGACACGCAUGUUACGCCGCCGUUUCGAAAAGAAAAGGGGCACGUUCUUGAUGCACAUGGCAGCAAAGUGAAACACUAUCCGGACGUCCCCGAAAUUUUAAAACAAUUAACUGACGACGGUUGUAAAAUUGGAAUUGCAUCCCGUACGAGUGAGAUUCGCGGAGCGGAAUCCUUACUGCAACUCUACGAUUGGAAUAAAUACAUUUCCUACAAGCAGAUCUUUCCUGGUUGCAAAGUUACCCAUUUUGUCAAUAUAAAAAAGGACUCAGGUAUAGACUACAGUGAGAUGAUUUUCUUCGAUGACGAACAACGCAAUAUCAAAGAUAUUCAACGAAUCGGUGUUACCUCAAUCCUAGUCAAAUCCGGCGUCUCCAAAACGACCAUCGAAGAAGGCCUACGUGAGUUCGCCAAUAAAUCCUAAGUACCACAGCUUUAAACACACGGCAUGUAAUGAAAUAAAAGGACCAACCACUUAUA
Messenger RNA from Dalotia coriaria, 712 nucleotides. RefSeq names its product magnesium-dependent phosphatase 1-like. Lineage: Eukaryota; Metazoa; Arthropoda; Insecta; Coleoptera; Staphylinidae. Gene Ontology annotation, molecular function: acid phosphatase activity. The record is from RefSeq and is a predicted model, not a curated record. The transcript is spliced from 4 exons. The coding region runs from base 141 to 656 and encodes 171 amino acids.